Molecule: messenger RNA, 1438 nt
Organism: Achroia grisella
Lineage: Eukaryota; Metazoa; Arthropoda; Insecta; Lepidoptera; Pyralidae
Product: lipoprotein lipase-like
Exons: 7
Coding region: 111-1190 (359 amino acids)
Molecular function (GO): lipase activity
Source: RefSeq, a predicted model, not a curated record
CGACUAGUAGCGCGUGCGUGCCACGUUCGACGCACUGUAACAAAACCAUAAAAGAAUUCGUCCAAGAAGUUGUGUUUCGCGCUUAUAGAAACUAAACACAGUACAGGAGGAUGCUCUCCAUCAUCACAUUCCUGGCGGUGCUAGUCACUGCCAGCAAUGCUGCGGUAUAUUCUAGCAAUCCAGAAAUCGGGACAGCAGUUGGCUACUUAGCAGAUUGUCCGGGGUCGUUCAAGAAUGCCAGCAUAACUCCCAAAAUGUUGCAGUACCUGCAAAUUGUACUACACCAGUGGACUGCCAACGGUGCUGUCAGACAUCGUAUGCCAGUCAGCACCGCUGCGAAGACCAGCAAGAAUUACAAUAUAGAUCUGAAAAACAAGAAGACCGUUGUUUACUUAGUUGGUUUCCUGGAUACCUCAGUCUUCCUUCACACCGUAGCAGUGGCAUCAUCGUACGCGAAACGAGGCUACAACGUGUUCAUUUCAGAAACCAUACAAUUCCUGUCACACGUUUAUCCAAAAUCUGUCCGCUUAGCUCGGCCAAUAGGCAACAAAAUCGGCGAAUUUCUGGUUAACCUGACUGCAAUGGGAAUGAAGCCAGAGAAUCUCGAACUAGUCGGCUUGAGUUUGGGCUGUCAUGUUGCUGGUUACGCUGCUAAGUAUUACUAUUCUGUCACGGGAAGAAAACCAUCUAGACUGACUGCAUUGGAUCCAGCUGGACCGUGCUUUAGAACAAAGACAGCAGAAAACAGACUUGAUUCAUCAGACGCCGAGAGAGUUGAUGUCCUGCAUACUAAUAUAGACGGUUUUGGAAUAGCAGAGAGACUGGGACAUAUAGAUAUAUACAUCAACGGCGGUGAAUUUCAACCUGGCGAUAUACCAUCCAUUCCUUGCUUAGUUCUAUGCAGCCAUGUCAAAGCUACGCUAUACUGGUGGCAGGCUUUGGAAAAUCCAAAGAAAUUCAUCGCAGUCAAAUGUGAUUCUGUACAAGAUGCGCGGUUAGCUAAUUGUUACAAUAAUACGGAAAUUAAUUACGUUGGUUUCAAUACUGAUUUCGAUAAACCAGGUAUAUAUUAUUUGUCUACGAAUGCCGAGUAUCCUUAUUACAAAGGAAAGGAAGGUCUAAAUGGUAACAGUGAAGUAUUUACGUCUAUAAUGAGAAGAAUGAAUUCUGAAGAUAAUUUUGAUGUAUAAUAUGUAGGUAUAAAUGCGAUGGUUGCCAUUCACCAGGUUACCAUUAAUGGUCACGGUCACCACUUGCCAUUUCAGUUACAUAAAAUAAAACUUGAAUUUGUCGAAAGUUGAAUUAAACAAGAUACAGCUUAAAUCUCUGAUUAAAGAGAUAGUAAAUAAUUCUAGUUAGAAAAAGUGAGAUCAUGUAAAGAUAUAUAAUAUAAUAAAUAAAGAAAGUUCCUAUUAUAUUAGUAUCUAGAUAUCCAGUA